AUGGCCGAAGAACACCACAUUGUCGCGAUUGAGGCUGUCCAUUGCCCAAUCCCGCAAUUUGAUCUGCCAGGGCCACAUACCCGGGAAGUUCACCGAUGGACCAACCCUUCUGACCUCCCCAGUCGCCUCAAAGAUGCCACAAUUGUCGUGACCACCACUAUUAAACUCUCGGCAGAGACCCUCAGUGCCGAAGUCACCCCGAAACUUCGUCUCAUUGUGAUUAUGGCGACCGGCACGGAUUGUGUCGAUAUCGCGGCCGCCUCGGCCCGUGGAAUUACUGUUUGCAAUUGUCCUGGCUCGAAUAUCGAUAGUGUCAGUGAGCAUGCUAUUGGUCUUUACUUUGCUUCCCGGCGGAAGUUCAUCGAGUUGCAUAAUAAUACUAUUGCGGUGCCUGAUGAUCCAUCCCUUGAUACUGAGUGGAAGACGAACGGGUCGUUACUCAGUCGAGUCCGUUCGCCAAGUGGCAAGGCCCCGUCACUGUGUAGUGAUGAGACUGUAGGCAUUAUUGGAUAUGGAAUGUUGGGGAAGCGCAUUGAGACUUUGGCCAAAGCGCUUGGUAUGAACGUCAUCAUAGCCGAGCGCAAGGGCGUCUUCCCUCGAGCGGGUCGGGUGGGAUUCGAAGACGCUCUGAAGCAAUCGACUGUUCUUAUUUUAUGUCUUCCACGGAGCGUUGAAACACUAAAUAUGCUUUCCACUGCCGAGUUUGAGAUGAUGUCCUCUCAUGCUCUGCUGAUCAAUGUCGCCAGAGGUGGGAUUGUCGAUGAGCACGCUCUGUUGGAUGCUCUCAAACGAAAUGAAAUCGCUGGAGCAGCCACGGAUGUUUAUGUCAAAGAGCCUGCUGGACGAGGAGACUCGCCUUUGCUAAGCCCGGAAGCGGCGUCGUUGAACCUUGUCUUGACCCCUCAUCUUGCGUGGUAUGCCGAAAGAACACUGCACAAUCUUGAGGCUUCUUGCAAGAUCACAGUCGAGAAGUGGUGUAUUGGUCAGACUAUCAACAGGGUGGAAUGA
This is a messenger RNA of Penicillium canescens, 1008 nucleotides long. Its product is annotated as D-isomer specific 2-hydroxyacid dehydrogenase family protein. The coding region runs from base 1 to 1008 and encodes 335 amino acids. The transcript has a single exon. NCBI's taxonomy places the organism in Eukaryota, Fungi, Ascomycota, Eurotiomycetes, Eurotiales, Aspergillaceae. Gene Ontology annotation, molecular function: NAD binding; oxidoreductase activity, acting on the CH-OH group of donors, NAD or NADP as acceptor. The record is from RefSeq and is a predicted model, not a curated record.